CAGUUCAAAACAUAUAGAAAAAUCAUAUUUCUACAAAUUCCUUCACCCCUGGCUGGGGACUGGACUUCUGACAAGCACUGGAGACAAGUGGCGGUCGCGCAGGAAGAUGAUAACUCCCACGUUCCACUUUGCAAUCUUAACCGACUUUCUGGAGGUUAUGAAUGAACAAGGACGUAUUUUGCUGGAGAAACUUGAGAAGCAUGCUGACAAGGAACCAUUUGAUGUGUUUCUAGAUGUCACUCUGUGUGCCCUUGAUAUCAUCUGUGAAACGGCAAUGGGCAAAAAUGUGGACGCUCAGAAGAAUAAGGAUUCUGAGUAUGUUCGUGCUAUCUAUAGGAUGAGUGAUCUAAUCCAGGAGCGACAGAAGAGCCCUUGGCUUUGGCCUGAUCGUCUGUAUAUGCUGUUCAAGGAAGGAAGAGA
This is a messenger RNA of Apaloderma vittatum (bar-tailed trogon), 420 nucleotides long. RefSeq names its product cytochrome P450 4V2-like. Gene Ontology annotation, molecular function: iron ion binding; heme binding; monooxygenase activity. NCBI's taxonomy places the organism in Eukaryota, Metazoa, Chordata, Aves, Trogoniformes, Trogonidae. The annotation marks the transcript as partial. The record is from RefSeq and is a predicted model, not a curated record. The transcript is spliced from 4 exons.